Mytilus trossulus (common blue mussel) is the source of this 1233-nucleotide messenger RNA. RefSeq lists its product as uncharacterized. NCBI's taxonomy places the organism in Eukaryota, Metazoa, Mollusca, Bivalvia, Mytilida, Mytilidae. The transcript is spliced from 2 exons. The coding region runs from base 481 to 1026 and encodes 181 amino acids. The record is from RefSeq and is a predicted model, not a curated record.
CUUGGGGUUGGUUAAUUGUUUAAUACGCCCUAUAAUGGCAAUGCGUUUAUCUUUCUCAUUACUUCCUUUGCAAAACGAAUAAAUAACGUACAGUUGCUUACAGAUCACUUUCAUUAAUUUCAAGAUUUGUAAAGCUUCGUUAAAACUCUUUUAUCUUCUUUGUUUAAAAGAAAACCUAACUGUAAACUUUUGAAUUAUUAUAUUCACGAUCUAUAACAGUAUUCGAUUCCUGGAAAAGUAUCCUGUAAAUUUAAUUUGUGCAUACUUUUUUUUGUCAAAGUGAAACAAACAUUGGAAUAAAACACCUGAGAGAAAUCCGGUGUGAAAUCCACAACCCAAUCCCGUAACGGGCACCUGUAUUGGAUGAUGUCAUUAGCAACGAAGACCUACACACGUUUACUUAACUAGCUUCACAUCACCGAUAUAAUAACCAGGGGAAAUCCAGUUAACACACAGAAUACAAAAGAGAUACGGGUAGCAAUGCUUAUCAACCUGGCAAUUUUACACGUAGUGGCCUUAAUUAUUAAAGGUGUAUACGCCGUCCCAAUUAGCAAUAUUAACAGCCAAAAAGAUGGGCAAUUACGAAUGUACGAACUAUUAGAUGAAUAUUUUCGGGACAAAGACACAAAUGAAGAUCACAGACAGAACAAAUACCCAUCUCAUUUAAGUGAACUUGGAACUCAAAAGAGAGGCAAAUAUUCUUGGUCAGUAGCUUAUGGAAAACGUGACCGUUGGAUCGCCUAUGGGAAAAGGAAUUCACGUCAUAGUGGAAUAGCCAUGCCAUCGUUUGGACCUUCAUUGGACUCAUCGCAGGAUCUACCAGUGUAUGACCACAAUGCAGUAAAACGACACCAGAUGUGGGAGGCUCGAUGGGGGAAGAAACGAACAACCGUAUCUGCAAAUCCAACAACAAAGGCCAUGGAAAACUUCGAGCAACAACAGUCUUAUGAAGGAUAUUUCACUAAAAAUCCAACUUUCAAACGCCAACAGUGGACCAAAUCCCCUUGGGGAAAACGUUCAUAUUAAAGGAACAAAAUUCAAAUAUAUUGCAUCAAACUUUGAUUUAUUGUAUCAAUAUGGAAGUGAAACAACUAAACCAGUAACGCUUUUUCAGUGUAAAUAUCAUAUAAUGAGAACAUCGAAAGAUCCUUUAUUGAAAGGUUCAGUGGCCCACAGAAAAGUUUGAUCGUUUCUUAUUGUUUCCUUAGUUUCGUUUGUUAACCUUUGACAAAU